AUGAAUCGGCUCUUUUUUGAACGCGAGAGCGCCUCUAUCGGGCAAGGCGCUUUUGCGAGAGCUGUCGCCAGUCGAGCGCUGCAUUCGCUCCAGCUCUGGCCUCAUGUGAAGUUUGAUGGCGGGGAUGCCGCGCCGGCACCAGUAGAAGGGGAGAGGACGGCUGGGAAGGAGAGGGCGUGGGCAUGCCAGGCUGGGGUGAAUAGUCUGGCUGUGGAUAGGUUUGAGCAUAAAUUGAUGCUGACUGGCGGAGCGGACUCCACGAUUAAGCUGUGGGACUUGGAGCAGAUUACGCCCCAGAAGAAAGACCAGACACUGAAACCCAUAGACGAAGUAAAACGAAGCCCCUCAACCCACCAAUUCGGCAUAACGCACGUAUCCUUCUACCCCUUCGAACCCACCGCCUUCCUCUCCUCCUCCUAUGAUCACGCCCUCAAGAUCUACUCCACCGCCACCCUCCAACCCUCUGCCUCUUUCACCCUAGACUCUAUAAUCUACACCCACGCCCUCUCCCCAAUCGCCUCCCAUCUCCUGGUAGCAUGCUGCACGCAACACCCCCUCGUGCGGCUUGUCGACCUCCACUCCGGCGCCUCAACACACAGCCUCGCAGGACACACUGGCGCUGUCCUCACCGCCUCCUGGUCCCCAACAAAUGAGCAUAUCCUCGUCACCGGCGGCACAGACGGCACCCUACGCAUCUGGGACGUGCGGAAAGCAUCGGGUACGCUCCGGCUCCUCGACCUCGAAGACUCGAUUGGACUCGGCGAUGGACUCGACCGGCCUAGUCGUGCGGCGGCGAAGGCGCACGGCGCUGCUGUGAACGGCAUUGAGUGGACGGAUGACGGGCAGUACAUCGUCAGCGCGGGCCAUGACGCCGCGGUUCGUGUGUGGGACGCAGGUUCCGGGGCGAAUACGCUGGCGCAUUUUGGGCCGACGCUAAGAAAUUCAAAAUUGGAGACGAAACCGCUGCUGCUAAGCCCGGUGGAACAUACGAGGCCGAAGGGGGGGCUACUAGUGUAUCCAAAUGAGGGAGAAGUGGUUAUGUUUGAGCUGCAUGAGGGGAGGGUGGUCAAUAGGCUGCGCUUGCCUGGGCCAAGUGUGGCGGUUGUGAGGGCGCGGACCGGGACGGGGGAGAGAAGUGUGGGGAGGCGGGUAACGAGUUUGGCGUGGAGGGGGGUUGGGGAGGGGUUUGUGAGUGGUGGGAGUGACGGGGUUGUGAGGGUUUGGGGGCCGACGGUGGGUGAGGAUAUGGUGGACGAAGCUGUGGAGGGUGAUAGGGAUCGGAGAGAGGAAGGGGGGCGAGAAAAGAGAAAGAGGCAGGUGUUGGAUGAUGUUUUUAAAGACUUGACGAGGACGAAGAUUACGUUUGGGUAGGUAUGGGGUGGUAUGGGGUGGUAUGUGCAGGGAGUUCUGGUGGGCGUGUUUGGCUCCCUCUUAAUAUAAUUGUUCUCUAUAUAUCUAAGGAUAGACGUUAAGGUGGG
Pseudogymnoascus destructans is the source of this 1478-nucleotide messenger RNA. RefSeq lists its product as uncharacterized. Gene Ontology annotation, molecular function: protein binding. Gene Ontology annotation, biological process: proteasome-mediated ubiquitin-dependent protein catabolic process; transcription-coupled nucleotide-excision repair; protein polyubiquitination. The record is from RefSeq and is a predicted model, not a curated record. Gene Ontology annotation, cellular component: Cul4A-RING E3 ubiquitin ligase complex; nucleotide-excision repair complex. Bases 1 to 1371 code for a protein of 456 amino acids. The transcript is spliced from 3 exons. NCBI's taxonomy places the organism in Eukaryota, Fungi, Ascomycota, Leotiomycetes, Thelebolales, Thelebolaceae.